Astyanax mexicanus (Mexican tetra) is the source of this 1349-nucleotide messenger RNA. It is a transcript of the gene kcnk7, whose product is annotated as potassium channel, subfamily K, member 7. The record is from RefSeq and is a predicted model, not a curated record. NCBI's taxonomy places the organism in Eukaryota, Metazoa, Chordata, Actinopteri, Characiformes, Acestrorhamphidae. The transcript has 3 exons. Gene Ontology annotation, molecular function: potassium ion leak channel activity. The coding region runs from base 74 to 1150 and encodes 358 amino acids. Gene Ontology annotation, cellular component: membrane. Gene Ontology annotation, biological process: potassium ion transmembrane transport; stabilization of membrane potential.
AAGGCUGCUGUGAGGAUUAAGUUACAGAGUCUCAGAGGCUGUUCUCAGUCUAGUCUAGGCUCGAGUCUGAACUAUGGCUCGGAGUGUGGACUCGGUACUGGGUUUUUGUCGUUGCUACGCUUUUCCUGUCCUGGUCUUCAGCUACGUGCUGUUUAUCCUGGCGGGGGGAGCGGUGUUCAUGGUUCUGGAGCAGCCGGAGGAGGACCUGCUGGUGUCCGAGGUUCGGGGGCUUCGAGCGGGGUUCCUGCAGGACCACCCGUGUGUGGAGGAGAGCAGUCUGGACGAGCUGGUGAGGACGGUGCUGUCCGCCGGGAGAAGAGGGGUCUCUGAGGAGGAGGACCAGGACCAGGAGUACAACUUCGACUUCACCUCCUCGCUGUUCUUCGUCACAACUUUCCUCACGACGACAGGUUAUGGAACCACCAUUCCUCUGUCGGAUGAGGGCCGUGUGUUUUGUAUGCUGUACUGUCUGGUGGGCAUUCCCCUCACACUCCUGCUGCUCUCCUGCCUAACCCACGCACUGCUGCCCAGGGUGACCCACGCGCCCAUACGCCACCUACAGCUCUACUGCGGUCUGUCCCACAACAGAGCAGCGCUGCUGUACUGUGGGGUGUUGGCAGUGUGCACAGCGACGCUGUUCUUCCUGCUGCCGGCUGCUGCCCUCUCCCUGUUGGAGCGAGACUGGAGUUUUUUGGAGUCUCUGUACUACUGCUUCAUCUCUCUCAGCACUAUCGGGUUGGGGGAUUAUCUGCCUGGGAGAACACAGAGUCAGGCAGUGCGGCAGGGGCUGGAGUUUGCCACUUCCUGUUACUUGGUGCUGGGGCUUAUAGUUUUGCUGGUGGUGGCGGAGAGUUUCUGGCAGCUGCAGCAGGUACAGGAUUUGGUGCGUCUCUUCGUCGGGCCUCGUGUGAGCGAGCUGAUGGGAGUCGGCCUUGAUGAGCUCACCAGAGACUCGGGAGCACAAAUAAGUCCGAUGGAGCCCAGAUACACACUACCUAUCUCUACCAUCUCACACCCCAUCCCUGCUGCAUCCUCUCCUGUGGAGGGAACAUUUACACUGGGAAAACCACGCAUGGCAAGCUAUGAGAAGGCUGUAUCUGCAACAGUUCACCCAGAGCCUCCUAUAGACCCACCUGACCAAAAUGACUGAACAGGAAACCGAAUGUGAAAAAUGGAUCAACAAACUUUAUUAAUGGAGGAAAGUGAUGAUGUGGAGAGCAGUAAACUUACUUGUUUAUAAAUGUGGUCAGGUGUGCUGACGUUUCAAAUGUUGCAGACCAGGGGAUGGAUUUGCCAUCUUUAAAAAAAAUAAAAAGUCAUGGGAACAUUAUAGGAAAUGUUUUGUCCAA